AUGUUUUCCAAAACACGCUGUUCUCUCAAUAAUCAAAUCCACGCAACGUUUACCCGUCGUUCAUCUUCAAUUUGGUUCGGUAAUUCGAAUUUGGUCGAUAAUCAUCUCAUCCAUCUAAGAAAACUUAAUCUUCAAAACUUUUUUCCGCACUCCACGAAAGCCGUCACCGUAAAAGACCCCGAAAACGCGACAGACUUGAAGAAUGCGCGAUUGGUUUUCGAAGGUCCAAACUAUAGGGUUGUGAGACUCUUGAAAUUUUUCUCGAUAUCUGCUCUAGGGUUCGCAAUAGCGAUUACUCCUCUUGGCGUACUAAGCCUGAAUAAUCCCGAACUUCAAGGAACUGGCAUAAAUGGCACAACCCUUGCGUUAGCUUUGAUGGCCAGCACGGCAUCAACGGUUGGAAUACACUAUUUUUUCUCUGCCUACGUGAGGAAGCUCUAUCUUCACAAACCGCCCAACAUCUCCACGUUGACCCCAAUGGCCAUUACUCCUUACACGAAAAUCACCAUGGAGACGCAUUCGCUUUUCGCUCGAACUCGUCUCACAACUUUACAGUUAAAGGAUCUGUUACCCGUGUUAGGUAAGAGGACGAUCACGUGGAAAGUCAAGAAAAGCUACCUGAACAAUUGCAUAAAGGCGGGUGUCGUUCCACCUCGUCAAAAAAGAUUUUGGCUAGAUGUUGAAAGUGCCAAGACUGAUGAUGUCGAUAUUGUAAAAGAUAUGAUCAAGGUGGUUAAAGAAGAUAAUAUUGUAAACAACUUGAUAUGA
Acaulospora morrowiae is the source of this 768-nucleotide messenger RNA. The record is from the annotation of a GenBank genome assembly. Lineage: Eukaryota; Fungi; Glomeromycota; Glomeromycetes; Diversisporales; Acaulosporaceae.